ACGGAAGUACUUCGCCAGCCUCUUUUCCGCCGGCCACAGCGGAGUACACUUCAGGCAUCAUGAAGUUGAACCCGUUUGUAACAUCUUCCCGCCGCAAAAACCGCAAGAGGCACUUCAAUGCUCCCUCACACAUCAGGAGGAAGAUCAUGUCCUCACCCUUGUCCAAGGAGCUUCGUCAGAAGUACAAUGUGAGGUCCAUGCCCAUCCGCAAAGAUGAUGAAGUCCAGGUUGUCCGUGGACACUACAAAGGCCAGCAGAUUGGCAAAGUGGUGCAGGUGUAUAGGAAGAAGUACGUCAUCUACAUCGAACGUGUGCAGAGAGAAAAGGCGAACGGAACCACAGUCCAUGUUGGCAUCCAUCCCAGCAAGGUGGUCAUCACCAGGCUAAAGUUGGACAAGGACCGCAAAAAGAUCCUGGAGCGCAAGGCCAAAUCACGCGCUGAUGGAAAGGAGAAGGGCAAAUACAAGGAGGAGACCAUUGAGAAGAUGCAGGAGUAAACAUCUUUUGCUAUCAAUAAAUUGUAUAAAAUGA
Molecule: messenger RNA, 531 nt
Organism: Phycodurus eques (leafy seadragon)
Lineage: Eukaryota; Metazoa; Chordata; Actinopteri; Syngnathiformes; Syngnathidae
Gene: rpl26
Product: ribosomal protein L26
Exons: 4
Coding region: 60-497 (145 amino acids)
Biological process (GO): ribosomal large subunit biogenesis; cytoplasmic translation
Cellular component (GO): ribosome; cytosolic large ribosomal subunit
Molecular function (GO): structural constituent of ribosome; RNA binding
Source: RefSeq, a predicted model, not a curated record